AUGAGACGUCUCCUUAUUGUGCUCACCACGUGUGCAUUUGCUGAUGCCAUAGGAACAAUGUUGGUUCAAGGACGGGCAGAUACUAUACGAACUCUCAGAGAUAUUGUCAGGCACUCCUCAAUACCAUCCCAUCCUUCUUCACACCGAGAAAUUAAACAUCGAAAUCCAGAAAUUCCAAAAAAUCCAGAAGUUAUUAUCGAAGAACCAAAGACUUCUUUUCAUUCCAAAAAACGAAAUGUUCGAUUUCUUGGAAAAGCACGAGCACGUCGACAUAUUGGAAAUGUUGUAGUUGAAUCAGGUCAAUGCGAUCAUGUAGAUUUGAUGGAUUGUUCUGAUUUCGAAACAGAUGAAAUGACGUGUAUGUUAACUGCAACUGGAAUGACUUGUUGUGUAUGUACAGGACUUCUUCGAGCAGCAAAAAGGAGUCUAUUUUGA
This is a messenger RNA of Caenorhabditis remanei, 435 nucleotides long. RefSeq lists its product as uncharacterized. The coding region runs from base 1 to 435 and encodes 144 amino acids. The record is from RefSeq and is a predicted model, not a curated record. The transcript has 3 exons. Lineage: Eukaryota; Metazoa; Nematoda; Chromadorea; Rhabditida; Rhabditidae.